AUGAAGGAGGAAGAUGUCUUGCCGGCGACAGUGAAUCAGAAGAAGGAGAACUCAGAUUCGGUCUUGUUUGGAAGAGGACGUUACAAGUUCUGGGCCUUUGCUGCUCUUAUGCUUCUCGCUUUUUGGUCUAUGUUCAAGUAUGAGCGCAAGGGACUUGGGAAGAAGCUUCAAGAAGAUUCUACACAAGCCCAGCAGCAAGUAGCUGAAGCUGUGAUUUAA
Messenger RNA from Eruca vesicaria subsp. sativa (arugula), 219 nucleotides. NCBI's taxonomy places the organism in Eukaryota, Viridiplantae, Streptophyta, Magnoliopsida, Brassicales, Brassicaceae. The record is from the annotation of a GenBank genome assembly.